AUGGAGAUUAGUUUUUACCAGCCUCACAUCGAAAGAGAGAUUGAAUCACACAUAGAAAGAAUCCAUCCACCUAGGGUUUGCAUAGAUAAUGAUUCAUGUAGAUACUGCACGGUGGUGAAGAUUGAUCGAGCUAACAAGCAUGGGAUACUGUUGGAGAUGGUUCAGGCGUUGACAGAUCUUAACCUUAUAAUCUCCAAAUCAUAUAUUUCUUCUGAUGGUGGAUGGCUAAUGGAUGUGUUCCACGUAAAGGAUCAGAUUGGAAACAAGCUGACAGACAACAACCUCGUGCAUCAUAUUCAGCAGGCGCUAUGUGAGUGCAACACAAGAAGGAACAAAGAAAUUUCAAGUGCAACAGUGGGACCACAACAAGCCAAUGUUUCCAUAGAGAUGAUAGGAACCGAUCGGCCAGGCUUGCUCUCAGAGAUAUCAGCGGUCCUAAUGGGCUUCGGCUUCAACAUCACAUCUGCAACAGCCUGGACCCACAAUUGCAAAGUAGCCUGCAUUAUAUAUGUUGAGGAAGCAUCCAAACCUGGGCCGAUCAACGACAAAAAGCGUUUGGCUCUCGUUGAGGAUCAGCUACGGGAUGUAAUAGAGGCUCGUGAAGGAAGAGGAAAGAAAGAGAGUAGUGUGAUAUUAAAGAGCUCAACAGCCGGGCAUAGCUAUACCGAACGGCGGCUCCACCAGAUGAUGUAUCUCAGCCGUGACUACGACAGUUGUCACGCCUGCAACAGAAACAAUGGCGGCGAACACAAAAGGUGGUGCGACGAGACACAGGUUUCGGUUGAUAGAUUUGAGGGAAGAGAUUACUGGGUGGUGAAUAUAAGAAGCAGGGAUCGUCCUAAGUUGCUGUUUGAUAUUGUCUGUGUGCUCACAGACAUGCAAUAUGAAGUGUUUCAUGCAGCUGUUACCUCCAACAGUCCCAUAGCAGAACAGGAGUACUUCAUCAGGAACAAGUGUAGUUCAAAUCUGGACACUGAAACCGAAAAGCAAAAGCUCACCCUAUGUUUAAUCGCGGCUAUAGAGCGCAGAGCUUCACAUGGAUUUAAGUUAGAUAUUAGCACUCAAAACAAAACCGAACUACUAUCGAAGGUGACACGCGUUAUCCGUGAGAAUGGACUAUCCAUAACAAGACUCGAGUUUGAAGUACAGGGAGAGACAGCAAUAGGAUCAUUCUAUGUUACAGAUUGUUCAGGUCAAGAUGUGAAUGAAAAUAUAGUGAAGUUGUUAAAAAGAGAAAUUGGCGGGUUAGUUGUUUUGGCUCAUAAUUCUCCUUAUAGGGUCUCUCAAUCAUCAACAUCCAUGAGUAACAAGAAUGGAGAUGUUGUACCAAGAUUAUCUAUUGAAAGCGUGAUUUGGUCUCAUCUUGAGCGUCUCUCCAACAGUUUCAGCCCAAUUAGAUAUUGA
Messenger RNA from Lathyrus sativus (Indian pea), 1404 nucleotides. NCBI's taxonomy places the organism in Eukaryota, Viridiplantae, Streptophyta, Magnoliopsida, Fabales, Fabaceae. The record is from the annotation of a GenBank genome assembly.